Messenger RNA from Lactuca sativa (garden lettuce), 1288 nucleotides. RefSeq lists its product as uncharacterized. The record is from RefSeq and is a predicted model, not a curated record. Lineage: Eukaryota; Viridiplantae; Streptophyta; Magnoliopsida; Asterales; Asteraceae.
CUGUUAGGCGGGGUCAAUGGGGACACACGUUUGUUGUUCUUCAUUUGCGUCAACGCUUCUUCCGGUUAACGCUGCCUAUUUUCCCAAGAAGAACACCGCCUUAUUUUUAAUCAAUACCAAUUUCUCUCAAAUUCAUCUUCCGUCUCUUUCAUCCCACUUGCGAAAGGAGAGAAGCAUCAAUCGCAUCAGCUUUGUCUCUGAACCCUAAAUUCCAGCUUUGCUGAUUAAGUUUAUUUCCAGGUUUGACGAUUCAAUUUCUUUAUUACAAUAAUUCAAUGCGCCGAUUGCACGUUUGCCUGGAGCACGAAAUUAGAGAAGCAUAAAUCACUUUAAUUUUGUCUAUGAACCCUAAAUUAUAGGUUUGUUGAUUCAGUUUCUUUCCAGGUUCGCUGAUUCAAUUUCUUUACUGAAUUUUUAAUAUGAAUUUGUCUUUUCAAAAAUAUGGCGACGACUUCAUCGACGUUUGGACGGUGGAAGACUUUCAGGAAACAUUCAAUCGUCUAAAAUCUGACUUCCAGAUUAAAAGAGAGAUCUCUAUAACGAAUAUGAUGAGGCACCCUAAUAUUUUCAGACUCCAUGAGGAAAGUGAAAGUAAAGAUGAUGAAAUUGAUGAUCACAAUGAUGACGAAAAUGAUCUUGAACAAGAAGCAGAUGCAGAAAAGGAGGUGGUGUAUGGAAAACCUCCAGAAGUUUUGCCUCCAAAGGACACUGAUAGGGUUUCCCCGAAUAUCGAGAUGGAUGUGCACACGUUCUUCGUCAACAGUGAAAGAGUCAUAGAUUACUUGAAUUCAUUAGAAAGGCCGUCAAAAACAGCUUUUCUUCUUGCAUAUGAGUGUCCUCAAGAGAUUGGUUAUUAUCGGAUCUUAGUGAGGUCCGAUUUACUGUAUUUAAAGCCCUGUUCUUCAACUUUCUCUCUGCAUUGGUGGCACUUGCAGGAACUGCUUUGGUUCAUUUUUACAGAUUGCUUCAAUGGAACUCAUCCACUUGCAUCACACUCCUAUUGAUUCUAGACUCGCAAAUGCGUUGCUGCAGAUCAAGUAUGAACUAAAUGUACACAUUUAGAUGAGUGAUAAUGCUUUGUAAAUUGGAUAAUACUUCUUUAUUUUGAUUUAUUUUUCACCUACAUUGCUUUCAUAGAAAAAUAAAUAAAUAAAAUCGAUAACAUAUUGUAAAUACUGAAGGUUUCCAACCCCCGCAGCAUGAGGAACCUUCUCUAGUUAAAUUUAUAUUUAGUACAUUAUCAUAUAUUUUUAUGAAUAUUAUAAUUGGAAUAUUGGAUUUUGUUGAA